Yamadazyma jaroonii is the source of this 1731-nucleotide messenger RNA. The record is from the annotation of a GenBank genome assembly. Lineage: Eukaryota; Fungi; Ascomycota; Pichiomycetes; Serinales; Debaryomycetaceae.
AUGAUUCAAUUGACUGAUAAAGAACAAGAGUUACCAAAAUCAAGAAGAUUUUUGAUCUUACCUGUUUUAAUUACUUGCUUAAUUGUAAGUAAGGUAUUUGAUUUUGCUCCAACUUUUUCCUUUGAAAUUUUAGGCUUUGCUGCUCCUGCCACUCCAAUUUUAGAAGUUUUUGAAAUUCAACAACCUUUCGUUUUCCCAUUGGGUUCCAAUGUUUCUACUUUACUUUUGAAUACCACUGUUGAAACUUCCAAAAAAUUCCAUCCACUCAAUUUCACCGCUACUAGUGGUUUCUUAACUUUAAAUGUCACUAAUUCUGAUGCUAUCGAUAGUGAAGGUAUCAUUGGUGAAAUUUUAGUUGAUAAAAUCCCUCUUUGGAGAUUUGCUUCACCAAAUGGUAAAUUGAAUGCUAUAACCAAAUCUUCAACUGUUAAGAAUGUUACUCAAUUCUUAAAUCUUUUCAACACUAAAUCUAAAGUUGAAUUUGUUAAAUUAGAAGGUGACAGUGAUGUUCAAGUCGAAUUGGAAUUAUCUUUAUUUAAUGACAACACCACUUACACUAACGAAAUCUUUGAAUCUAAUGGACCUGCUGAUGUCAUUUAUGCCUUAGAUUCAAUUCCUGCUAUACCUGCUAAUAUUACCAGUGGUAAAUUAUUGGUUUUCGCUUCUCCUAUGAAUGAAGAAAUCACUUACUACAAGAACGACAUUGAUGGUGCUAAUGGUCCUUUAAGAUACUUGAAUGUCUUUGUUGAUGACGUUUACAUCCAAACUGUUACUCCAAAACCAACUUUAUUCCACUCCAACAAGAUUAGUGGUAAUGCUAAUACUACUAACUUAUGGACUCCAUUAUCCGACACUGGAUCUUUCUCCGGUUUAAGUUAUGAAGUUGAUUUAAUUUCUGUUUUACCUUUAUUGUAUCAAGGUGCUAAGGUUGAAAUUGAAGUUGUUUCUCCAGUUGUUGCUCCAACUCCUCCUGGUGUUCCAGGUUUACCUCAUCCAGUUAUUAAAGGUUCUUCAUUACCUAACUGGUCAAUCUCAGGUUCCUUCUUAGGUUGGGCUUCUUCAGUUUUAGAUAUUUCAUCUGAUUUCAUCAUUGGUGAAUCUUCCCAAUUAGAUUCAGGUGUUUUGAUUAACCCACCUGCUACUUCUCCUUACCAACCAUCAAUCAAGAAUGAAAUUGUCAAAUCGAGUAUCAAAGCUGGUUUAAUCACUCAAUUCAAUGUCACUUUACCAACUGGUACUUUCAACUAUUCCAUUCUUACCAAUACUUCCACCCACAAUAUCUUGACCAAACAAUCAAAAGAAAUUAAGAAAAUGAUGGGUCCUCCAGGUUCAGGUUUAGGUUCAACUACCACCACUACCACCUUAAUCUUAAUCAGUGGUUCUAAGCUUAAUGUUGAAGUUACUGAUAUCGAUACUGGUUUAACUUACUUAACCAAGAACUCAACUGCUGAUUUCCCUUUCACUUUAGAUGAGACCUCAACUGAAUCUAAAUCAAUCUUGGGUCCUUCCAGCUCAAGUUCUAUCAAAGCAGAAAUCAAUGCUGACAUUAAAACUAAAGUCAAUGACGUUAAAGAAAGUUUCAAAGUUAAAGAAAAAUUAACUAUUGAUGAUAUUAAAGGAACCUCCACUGAUAUUUCUGUUAAGAUUAAAGGUGAUGUUCCUUAUGAAAGAGAAGUUCAAGCUGAUAAUGGGGUUAUUGUUAAAGAUACUUCCGUAUUAUCACUUUUUUAG